Brassica rapa (field mustard) is the source of this 3693-nucleotide messenger RNA. RefSeq lists its product as uncharacterized. NCBI's taxonomy places the organism in Eukaryota, Viridiplantae, Streptophyta, Magnoliopsida, Brassicales, Brassicaceae. The record is from RefSeq and is a predicted model, not a curated record. Gene Ontology annotation, molecular function: nucleic acid binding; RNA-DNA hybrid ribonuclease activity.
AUGCAAAAGAGCAUAUCUCCACACAUUCUGUUCCUCAUGGAAACUAAAAAUUCAGAUGAAAAGGUCCUUAAGGAUCUUGAGGAAAUCCAUUUCGAUCACCACUUUUUAGUUUCACCACAUAGCCCGGGAGGGGGAGGCUUAGCGCUGUUAUGGAUGAAUGAAGUCUCCAUAUCCGUUCUCUCAUCAUCGCAUAAUUUCAUUGAUACGUCUAUUACUUAUAAGGGAACUAGCUUCAACGCAACCUUUACCUAUGGAGAGCCGGAAGUCUCCAAACGGCAACAGGUUUGGGAUCAAAUCUCACUGUUGGGGCAAGGGAGAAAUGGUCCGUGGAUGUUAACGGGAGAUUUCAAUGAGAUACUGGAUAGUAAUGAGAAAUCAGGUGGCAGAUUGCGACCCGAAAGUUCCUUUGCUGCUUUCCGGAACUUCCUGGCGGAAAACGACCUCUUCGACCUUAGGCACACCGGGAAUUUCCUGUCUUGGAGGGGUAAAAGAGGGGAUCAUCUAGUUCACUGCCGCCUAGACAGAACCCUAAUCAACAGUGCAUGGUUCGAUGCGUUCCCGCAAGUAUGGAAUACUGGAGCUUCACUCUCGGUUUCUCAACGCAUCUCCGCAGUUAGACGAGCCAUAGCUCGGUGGAGUAGAGAACACCACCUCAAUAGCCGAAAAACGAUUGAAUCUCUGCAAGGUCUUCUGGACUCAGCUAUGUCCUCGCCUGAUACGUCGGAAGAUUCGAUUAGGUCCCUGAAUAACCAACUCCUAGCUGCAUAUCAAGCGGAGGAAGCGUUCUGGCGACAGAGGAGCAGGCUCCUGUGGUUGGCUUUGGGCGAUAAGAACACAGGGUUUUUUCACGCUGUCUCCAAAGGACGCAAAGCUAGGAACAGGCUCACGGUUCUGGAAAAUGCCGAAGAUCUCCGAAGCUACAAAAGAAGACUUACUGCCUUGCCCUCAGCCAUGGAAAUUAGGAACGCUCUCUUCUCUAUUCACCCCGAUAAGGCCCCGGGACCCGAUGGGUUCUCAGCCUGUUUCUUCCAAGCGAACUGGCCGACGGUGGGAGAUGCUAUUGUUAAAGAAGUCCAGACUUUCUUCACGACAGGACGUAUGCCGGACUCCAUCAACUCAACACAUAUACGCCUUAUUCCAAAAACACGAGAGGCAAAAGCGGUGUCUGACUUCCGGCCUAUCGCGCUCUGCAACGUCUAUUACAAGGUGAUCUCCAAGUUGCUCUCGCUUCGUCUCAGAUCGGUUAUGGGAGACAUUAUCUCAGACAGCCAGUCGGCUUUUCUACCGGGUCGAGCAAUUUCGGAUAACGUGCUGAUCACUCAUGAAGUCCUUCACUACCUGAAGACCUCCGACGCAAAGAAGCGUUGUCAUAUGGCGGUUAAAACCGAUAUGAGUAAGGCCUAUGAUAGAUUAGAGUGGGAAUUCAUACGUCAAGUGUUCGAUCAGCUGGGUUUUGAUGCGGUAUGGACUCAAUGGGUUAUGCAGUGUGUGACUACAGUCACAUACUCCUUUCUCGUUAAUGAUUCAGUGCUAGGAAACGUCCAACCCCAGCGAGGGAUAAGACAGGGCGACCCUCUAUCUCCAUAUCUGUUCAUUCUUUGCGCGGAGGUUCUAUCCGGCUUAUGCUCUGCCGCGCAGAACAGCGGAGAUCUGUCUGGUAUAAAAGUGGCCCGGCAGUGCCCUAGGAUUAACCAUCUCCUCUUCGCCGAUGACACAAUGUUCUUUGUUCGAGCCGAUAUACGAAGUUGUCAUACUCUUAAUGCGAUUCUGAAGGACUAUGAGCUUGCUUCAGGUCAACAGAUCAAUACUUCCAAAUCUUCUGUCUCCUUUUCCGCUAGAACACCACAGGGAACCCGCCUCAGGGUUAAAAACAUCCUUGGUAUAGCAAAGGAGGGAGGUGUGGGAAAGUAUUUGGGUCUGCCAGAGCUCUUUACCCGCAAAAAGAGUGAUCUUUUUUCUUCCAUUGUCGAUCGUAUUACCUGUAAGGCGGCAUCCUGGUCCACCAGACUUCUAUCAGGGGCCGGUAAAUUAACAAUGCUGAAGUCGGUGCUUUCAUCUAUGCCCAAUCAUGCUAUGUCAUGUUUUCUUCUUCCAGCUGGGUUGUGUGCGAGAAUUCAGUCGGCCCUAACACGCUUCUGGUGGGAUGCUGAUCCGACCACAAAGAAGCUGUGCUGGAUCUCUUGGGAUUCCAUGGCUCAAUCGAAGCAAAGUGGAGGCUUGGGUUUACGGGAUAUACAGGCUUUCAAUGUAGCAAUGCUCGCGAAACUGGCGUGGCGGAUUCUUACAAGACCUGAGAGUCUGUUGAGCCGUAUUUUGCUUGGUAAAUAUUGUCAUGGCGCUGGUUUUUUGACAGUCCAAUGCCCUUCAUCACCAUCCCACGGGUGGAGGGGGGUUCUAGAAGGACGUGAUCUGAUUCUGAGACAUCUAGGGAAAGCUAUAGGGAACGGGAACUCUACGAGCAUUUGGGGAGAGUCUUGGAUAUCUACCACAGAGGAUUUAAGACCCUAUGGACCGACACGGGAACAUGACAGAGACCUAGUAGUAGCAGACCUGCUUACCAGGGGAAGCCGCGAAUGGAUACCAGCAAGAGUGGAGCUUAUUCUCCCAGAGGUAGCACACUAUAUCUAUCAGAUCAAACCAAGCACCUACGAUGCGGAGGAUGCUUUCUGUUGGCAGAAGACUCGCACUGGUGUUUACAGUGUCAAGACGGGAUAUUAUGCAGCCAUGGAAGCAACGGAACGGCUGGCGUUAGACCCCACAGUCCCGGAUGAAUUCAACUGGAAACGCCAUAUCUGGUCCAUGUCCACUUCGGAAAAGCUGAAACUCUUUGUUUGGAAGCUAUGCAGGGGAGCUCUGGCCCUGGGGGCCAACUUACAGCGAAGAGGUUUAGCUCUACAAGCUACCUGUCCACACUGCAAUGCCUUGGAAACGGCUCUCCACCUUUUCUUCACCUGUCCUUUCGCACAACAAGUCUGGAGACUUGCUCCAUUAACAGCUCCUGUGGACUGGCUCGACAUCAACUCGCCAUACCAAGCGCUUAUCAGUGCCAGUUCACUCAUUUGCUUACCGCCAACAGGACUUACUACCGACAUCGUUUCAUGGGUUCUGUGGGGUAUCUGGAAGGCAAGAAACCUCCUUACUUUUGAGAACAGAGCUAUCCCCGCACAUAAGGUGAUGACUGUCGCCAUCUCCUCUGCUCGUGAGUGGUCCUCAGCUCAACUAGCAAACGCCCCAAAGACUUCAACAACAGCAGGCUUGGUCAUGCCUCCGAUGCUCCCCCGACCACUGCUUACCUGCAACUCCGACGCCUCCUGGAUACAGGCGACGAAAAUGGCGGGUCUUGCUUGGGUUCUUUCUGAUUCAAGAAAUGACCAGGUUCAUACGGGUCAAGCCCGCUCUCUUUCUGUGUCAUCACCACUCAUGGCGGAAGCUUUGGCGAUCAAGGGAUUGCUCCUGGCGGCUUCACACCUCUCUUCACCAAACGUCUGGAUAAAAUCCGACUCCUUAGAGCUCAUCCGAGCUAUCAACUCGAAUACAUUUCCUAUGGAGCUCUAUGGAGUUCUCAAGGACAUCGAGUUCCUAUCUGCACCUUUUGAUUUCAUCUUCUUUUCGCAUGUCUCAAGAUUAUGUAACUCUCGAGCUGAUUCGUUGGCGAAGAAUGCUCUGUUAUGUGAUUGUUCUAUCUUGUACUGA